AUUCUAAAAUAAAUUUUGUUGUGGAAGCAUAAAAAUAGAAACAGGAUAUAUUGCAUCAUUUUAUUUGAAUUAAUUUGUACACUACACGUUAAAUAAUACAGAAACAAAACUUAACAAUGUGCCGAUUAAACUAUGGGAACUUUAUUUGCCUGUUUUAGUGGCAGAAAUGAAAUAUUUAGCAUUUCACAUCGCAAAUUUGUCACAACACAGGCAGCUCAGGACAGGAGCAACACAAGAAACAAAUACCCUUCACAGGAGUUGCUGUGAAAUCAAUUCUCACUGACUGGGGUCAUGGAGAUAGUGGGAAAUUAUCAAUAUGACAAGAAAGAUCUUAUUGGUCAUGGUGCUUUUGCUGUUGUAUUUAAAGGCAAGUCCACUGUGGAUCAUUCAGUUAAAGUAGCAAUAAAAUCAAUCAGUAAAAAGAAUUUGUCAAAGGCACAGGCAUUAUUGGGAAAGGAAAUUAACAUCUUAAAAGAGCUACAUCAUCCCAACAUUGUUCAACUUCUUGAUUGCAUUGAGACAACAUCUAAUGUUUUCUUGAUUAUGGAGUUUUGUAAUGGAGGUGAUUUAGCUGAUUAUUUGCAGUUAAAAGGAACUUUAAGUGAAGAUACUAUAAGAAUUUUCCUACGACAAAUAGCUUCUGCUUUGCAAGUUCUUUCUUCAAAAGGAAUUGUGCACCGUGAUUUGAAACCACAAAAUAUAUUAUUAAGUCAUGGUGCAUUGAUUUCUCAUCCUCGACCUGCUGACAUUCAAAUUAAAAUAGCGGAUUUUGGCUUUGCACGAUUUUUGCAUGGUGAAAUGAUGGCUGCUACACUUUGUGGUUCACCUAUGUACAUGGCACCUGAAGUGAUUAUGUCCAAAGCAUAUGAUGCAAAGGCGGAUUUAUGGAGUGUAGGAACUAUAAUUUACCAGUCGCUGACUGGAAAAGCACCUUUUCAUGCUAACAAUCCUCAAAAUUUAAGAAGACUUUAUGAAACAACAAAAAUCUUAAAACCGAGCAUACCAAGUGGUUGUUCCCCCAUUAUGAGAGAUUUGUUAUUUGGUUUAUUGAAAAGAAAUCCAAAGGAGAGGUUAUCUUUUGAUGAAUUCUUCUCUCAUACUUUUCUGAUUGGGAAGAGUUUAUCAUUCACCUCUACACCCGUUGCAGUGCCAUCGAGAAGGAGAGGUUUUUCUGAAUGUUCGCGUGGUAUACGAUCUCCCAUGGAAUCUUUGUCGUCGUCACCGAAAUACACUGAUUAUUUGCAACGAGCUGGUAUGAGUUCACCAAAUGAUCUUCACAACUUUACUGGUAGAGCUUCUCCACAAGCUACAGCUUCAUGUCUUCCACGAAAGCACCACAGUUCGUCUGUACCCGAUGACUUCGUUCUUGUACCCUAUGACGUAAGGUGUGAGUCACCUAAGCAUUCGAGCAGAGCACAGUUGCGUGGACGAGAUAUUAUGUUUUCUCCAGAAGAGAGUUCAUCUCCGAAGAGCACGAUACGAAAAGACAAACCACUUUUCUCUCUUGGCUCUCCUCCUUCUAGUCCUCAAGAUUUUGUAUACGAUCGAACGCCAUCGCCCUCUCCGGGGAAAGGCGUAAAACACAACAGAAGUAAUUUAAGUUCUCCUUCGCCGUCUCCUCGAACUCCUUCACCUCUCACACGUGAUUUGUCUGUACAGUCUCCCAUGUUAAGAAGAACUUCCUCCACUUCAAAAGUGUCAACACCUCCAACAUUAGAACCAGUUGUUGAUGUGGGGGAGAACAAUCACACGCUUUCAAAUAUAACGGAUAGUCCGUCAGCGAAGCAACGAACGAAAACGAAAAGGCAACGACGAACGACAAUAUCAAACGCCGCUAACCCAAUGUCUGAACUGCGCAAAGCACAAGCUGUUAUACCUUAUGAAAAUGUUGCAGCCACAUUUGCACCUACGAAGCCUAUUGAUAUCCGUAAAAGUAAAUCAUCUCCAGCAAUAAUCUCCGAAGCUGUAAAAAACAUGCCGGUUGUUUCUAAGCAAGACUCAGUGAACUCCAACUUAGCUGUUUUGUUAAGACAACUUGCACAAGAUAGUUUGCAAUCUGAUCUUCUGGCAACGUUACCUUCUCCUUCGUUCAAGUUAAGGAAUAGUCCUCCUUCGCCGAAGUUGUUUCCAGGUGAUAUAACUCCACCGCCUGGUUUAUUUCAGGCUUCUUCUCCUGCCAGUUGGCAAGACAGACCUGAUUUUCGUAGGAAGUCCGAAACGAAUGACCGUGGGUUUCGUGCGUAUAAAACAAGUUCUUGUACUGACAUUUCUAAAGGAAGCAAUGUGGAGGAACGCUACAGGUUCCAUGGAGAUUUACCGCAUGGAGAAGUUAAACAUUUUAAAAAAUCGCACUCCUAUCAAGGACAAACUGCUAUAUCUGACGUCACGUCAAAGAUCACCCUAGACAAGGACUUAUCAUUGAAUCCAAUUCCUCCACAUUCACCAGAACUGUACGAUGAUUUAUAUCUAUCACAAGAACAUACCCUUGCUAUGAACGAGAUCGAGUUUUUAUUAUUAUUUUCAAAAACUUUACUUAGCAUAAUCUCUGAUUUGAACAUAACCACGUGCUUUGCCGAACUGUUGGCGGAACAAAAGCAACGGCACACGAGAAUGCUACCCUCCAUUGACGGUAUUAAAUAUGAGAAACCAUUGAUGAUCUUAGAAGCUUUGAGAGUUUCCUCAUACGCUCUACGAUUUUCACUGUCACAUAAGAAGAAAGGAACUUUGAAUCCUACCAAAUCUUUGUCAACAGCUGUUUCUACGUUAACAUCUCUAUCCGAGGAUUGCAUUCAAAGAAUGGCGUUUUACAAACAACAACAAGGACACCAGCUACCUAAUGAUGUCAACAAAUUCAAAGCUGACACUGCAAAAGUUAUGUACUUAUAUGGAGUUGCUGCUUGUCAAUUUGCUGCAUCCAGUGAACUGAUGGGUAACAACACCGAUGCACACCGCCAUUAUGUUAUAUCACGAACCAUUUUCAAAGGCCUGAUGCAACAAUCACGAUCAACUAAUGAUAAGAAACAGCUGUCGAAAUAUAUUUUUAGCAUUACUAAAAGACUUGACCUUGCACGGAAGUAAUAAAGCUAGUUUUAGAGCUGAGAAUCCAUGAUUUUUUAAUCUUCACAAAUCUUCACACAAGAACGCCACAAAUGAUAUAUUGAUCCAAAAAUUGAUCUUCUAAAAAAUGGCGCCAUCUUGGGAAUAUUUAUAACUGUCAUAUUUAAAAAAAAGCAAAAAAAAGACCAUGGUUUUGUUGAAUGGUUGGUCAUUAUUUGAAAUAACAUUAAAAAGUUUAGAUCAUUGACUUUAUUUAUUCUUAUGUUACUGUUAACCUCUUGUUAUGUUGAGAUAUUUAAAAAUAUAGUGUGUAUAAAACAGGAGACAUGACGGAGUCUUUGGAAGGACUAACAGUGUGAUCUAUACGUGCAUGAUCUUCAGAAUUUUAAACGACCCUUCACCACAGGUUAAGAUCAGAUUAACUAAAGCAUUUUUAAAGGCCAAUUAAGGUCGCUACAAAAUGGGAUAUUGACCAUAGAUUUUAGUGGCUUACAGGAAAUAUGAUCAAAGUGGUGAGAGUUUGUCAGCCCAAGGAUUGCAUUUGAAACUCUUCACGCACCUGUCAGUUUUACGGCUGACGACAUUAUUUUUAAACCAUUUCAGUCAGCGUGUUUUCGUGACGUUGUCAUGACAGUUUGACAAAAAAGUAUGAUUCGUGACGUCAUAAAUCAGCUUGUUUCAUAUUGAAACUUUUUGUUUUUCUUUAACUUUCAAAGGAGUGGAAGAGUUCCGACGUUUAGUAGAGAAAUCGUCGGUUGGGUUUCGCAGGGACGAAAUCUGUCUUGAGAGAAGUUAUUCUUAUCCGUCAACCUGAUUCGCAGGGCAUGUUUCUGUUUUGAAAGUAAAGAAUACAAAUUUUAUUUUAUUUUUACAACUUUUUUCCAAAUUUUGUUUUGUAAAUAAAUUAUAAAAAUAAUAAACUCGGUAUUGAACCAAUCAAAAAUCGACGGAUUGCUGAUUGGUUGAUAGAAAGGUUUAUUACCCAAACUUUUGUGUAUAUUAAAUCCUUGCGUAUAAAAUAAAGAAUUUUAAUGUUAAAGAGAUUAUGUUUUAUUUUUUAUCAUUGUUUUGCUUUUGUAAGAUAAAUUUUACUUAACUUUCCAGGUUUCUAGAAAGGACCUGGUAACUAAGGGUUUGUUCAUAUGGAGGCAAACUGACCGGGCUGCCUCAUUUAGGCGAGAUGCCACAUUGUUUGAAAAAAAAAUUAACUUUAGAACGCGAUAAAAAAUAUAUAUAAACAUUAAACUUUCGUGCUUUUCUUCAGCCCGCCCAACCGGGUCAGCUCGCCUCAUAUGAACAGCUCCUAAAUAUGUUACAGCCCCUAAAUAUGUUGUAAACAUUGUAUUUGGCGAUAUAGUUUAUUGCUUGAGUUAUUGUUAGCGUUUUUGACAAAUCUUUUCUAAUCGUCUCUGUAUUUUAAUGCAAGUGCAAAAGUCAGUCGUGUUUUUAAACCAUUGCUUUUAGUCUUGUUCUAAACAUUUUCUUGGAUAGAUCUUAGUAUUUAAUUAUUAGUCAUAAAUUAAUUGGCUAGCAGUUUUAAAUUUGAUUGGCUAACAGAUUUAAUUUAUGUUAAUUAAAUAAAAGUAGUUACGAAAAAAAUGUAAAUGUUAUUUUUAUGCAGUUCAUUAUUUAUACUGAAGAGAGAGAAAAAGAGAAAGGAAACAGAGAGAUGUUUGUAAAGCGUGUCAAAAUGCAAAUAAAAAUAAAUAAAAAUUUCUUAAAUACUGUUAA
Molecule: messenger RNA, 4788 nt
Organism: Hydractinia symbiolongicarpus
Lineage: Eukaryota; Metazoa; Cnidaria; Hydrozoa; Anthoathecata; Hydractiniidae
Product: serine/threonine-protein kinase unc-51-like
Exons: 19
Coding region: 292-3078 (928 amino acids)
Biological process (GO): autophagy; protein autophosphorylation; peptidyl-serine phosphorylation
Cellular component (GO): cytoplasm; autophagosome
Molecular function (GO): ATP binding; protein serine/threonine kinase activity
Source: RefSeq, a predicted model, not a curated record